Gopherus evgoodei (Goodes thornscrub tortoise) is the source of this 981-nucleotide messenger RNA. Its product is annotated as olfactory receptor 6F1-like. The transcript has a single exon. Gene Ontology annotation, biological process: G protein-coupled receptor signaling pathway. Bases 1 to 981 code for a protein of 326 amino acids. The record is from RefSeq and is a predicted model, not a curated record. Gene Ontology annotation, cellular component: membrane. Lineage: Eukaryota; Metazoa; Chordata; Testudines; Testudinidae. Gene Ontology annotation, molecular function: G protein-coupled receptor activity; olfactory receptor activity.
AUGGACAUCAUGACUGGUACAGAAAUAAGAAAUCAAACCAGUGUGCAGGAGUUUAUCUUACUGGGCUUUCCAGGCACUUGGUAUUUCCGGAUGGCCCUUGCUGUGCUGUUUUCUGCGAUGUACGUCCUAACGAUCCUAGGGAAUGUGUCCAUCAUAGCCCUAGUGAGGACCCACCCACGGCUCCACACCCCCAUGUACUUGUUUCUCUGCAAUCUCUCUUUCCUAGAGAUCUGGUACACCACAGCAUGUGUCCCGAAGGCCAUUGGCGUCAUGCUGGGCACAAGCCAAAUCAUCUCUUUCACUGUCUGCCUCCUGCAAUUGUAUUUUCUUCUCUCCAUGGGCUCCACAGAAUGUUUCCUCCUGGCCAUCAUGGCCUAUGACCGCUAUCUGGCCAUAUGCCACCCAUUGCGCUACAACUCCCUCAUGAACAGAACUUUCUCUGCUCAGCUGGCUCUUGCCUCUUGGCUGUGUGGGUUCCUGGCUAUCUCUGUGCUCAUGUCUCUAAUAUCCAGGUUGCCUUUCUGUGGCCCAAAUGUCAUCAAUCAUUUUAUUUGUGACAUAGAUUCCUGGAUAGCACUUUCCUGUGCUGAUAUGCGCCUUGUUGAGCUGGCAACAUUCAUCGACUCAUUCAUUAUUGUCAUGGUCUCAUGUGCAAUAACUGUGGUCUCCUACAUUUUCAUUAUCUCCACCAUCUUGAGAAUCCGUGCAGCCCAACGCUGGCAAAAGGCCUUUUCCACUUGCUCAGCCCAUCUCACCGUCGUGACUAUCUGGUACGGCUCUGCCAUUUUUCUUUUUCUCAUUCCGUCUGCACAGAACUCACUGGAUUUGAACAAAAUUGUCAACAUCUUUAACACUAUCGUAACUCCACUAUUAAACCCUUUCAUUUACACUCUGAGAAACAAGGAGGUGAAGGAAGUCUUGGGAAAGACAGUCAGUGGACUAUUAAGUGGUUUUAGAAAAAAAGAAAUUUCAUCAAAAUGA